Messenger RNA from Saprolegnia diclina VS20, 587 nucleotides. RefSeq lists its product as hypothetical. The annotation marks the transcript as partial. The record is from RefSeq and is a predicted model, not a curated record. The transcript has a single exon. Gene Ontology annotation, cellular component: membrane. Gene Ontology annotation, molecular function: symporter activity. Lineage: Eukaryota; Oomycota; Saprolegniomycetes; Saprolegniales; Saprolegniaceae.
UGGGUGCUCGUCGUCCAUGGCGACACUGCCGGUCGCCAUGACGGUCAUCCACCAGACGCGCCAAGUCUCGCCGGCCUUUGGCCAGCUCAUCAUGUGCCUGGGCACGCCUGUCAACACGAACGCGGCGGGUUUGUACUACCCGCUCAUGACCAUGUUUCUUGCGAUUGCGUCGGGCAACUCGCUUGGGACGCCGCAGCUCGUAGUCCUCUUCCUCGUCUCGCUCUUGGGCUCGAUGGGCACGGCGCCCGUCCCGAACGCCGGCCUUGUCAUGCUCAUGACGGUCUGGAAGACGGUGCUGCCAAACGAGACGCUGCCUCAUGCGUUUGUCUACAUCGUCGCGAUCGACUUUCUCUUUGAUCGCAUUUGCACCAUGACCAACAUCAACGGCAACAUGGUCGCCACCCGGAUCCUCGCCGCGCAGUUUGACGAUGGCCGUGGCUCGACCGAAGAUGCCGAUCCCGAACCCCAUGUGAUCCAAGUCGGCGCCUAGUCGUGCGCAAUGGUGUGGACGGAAUGCAACGUCUACUUGUUGUUUAGUGUCGUAUGUGAUGGUGUGCAGCGAUAGAAUGAAAUCGAUUUUGUGUGUA